Messenger RNA from Panthera uncia (snow leopard), 1984 nucleotides. RefSeq names its product ras homolog family member U (gene RHOU). Bases 398 to 1003 code for a protein of 201 amino acids. Gene Ontology annotation, biological process: small GTPase-mediated signal transduction. Gene Ontology annotation, molecular function: GTPase activity; GTP binding. The transcript is spliced from 3 exons. The record is from RefSeq and is a predicted model, not a curated record. NCBI's taxonomy places the organism in Eukaryota, Metazoa, Chordata, Mammalia, Carnivora, Felidae.
AGGGGCCCGGCGCGCAGGCGGGGGGCGCUGUGGCCUCGGCGCGGGGACAGAGCGGCCGGGCCGGACCCGCCUCUUUCCCCUCCCCUCCCGCCCCCCACGCGUCGUGUCGCCGGGAAGCCGGGAGGAGACAGAGCGCUCGGGCUCCACGGCGCUCGGCCGGCCCGCAGUCCUCUGACCGCGCGGAGCGGAGCCAGGUGGCGCCGCCCGAGCCCAGAGCCGCGACCCACCCCGGCCGCCUUUGUCUGGGAGCGUGUGGCCUGGAACCGCCGCUCUCGGGGGCCGGGCACGCGCCCACCGCGGUCGGUGACAGCUCGUCCCUCUCGGAGGGCUCCGGGACCGAGGGGCGGGCGGGCCGGGCCCUGCUCGCUCGCGCCUGCACGCCCGAGCGCGCGUACCGAUGCCCCCGCAGCAGGGGGACCCCGCAUUCCCGGGCCGUUGCGAGGCGCCGCCCGUUCCGCCGCGCCGGGAGCGCGGGGCGCGCGGGGGGCCGGUGGUUUCUGUGGACGGACGGCCUGUGAGACUCCAGCUCUGUGACACUGCCGGGCAGGAUGAGUUUGACAAACUCAGGCCCCUCUGCUACACCAACACGGACAUCUUUCUUCUGUGCUUCAGUGUGGUGAGCCCCUCAUCCUUCCAGAACGUCAGUGAGAAGUGGGUGCCCGAGAUCCGAUGCCACUGUCCCAAAGCCCCCAUCGUCCUCGUUGGAACUCAGUCGGAUCUCAGAGAAGACGUCAAAGUCCUCAUUGAGCUGGACAAAUGCAAAGAGAAGCCGGUGCCUGAAGAGGCAGCUAAGCUGUGCGCCGAGGAGAUCAAAGCCGCCUCCUACAUCGAGUGUUCGGCCUUGACUCAGAAAAACCUCAAAGAGGUCUUUGACGCGGCCAUUGUCGCCGGCAUCCAGUACUCAGACACUCAGCAACAGCCAAAGAAGCGCAAAAGCAGGACUCCUGACAAAAUGAAAAACCUCUCCAAGUCCUGGUGGAAAAAGUACUGCUGUGUCGUAUGAUGUUGGCAAGAAACCCGGAAAAGGCAGUUUUUAGAUGAAGCCGAUAUUAGAAGCUAUAUUAGCUGACGUGACUCCUUUUAUUGUGUAGAACCUGGAUAGGAAACGCGUGUGUAUGCGUAUAACAGGUGGAGCUCUCAGUUUAUGUAUUCUUUCUUGCCUUCGACGUUUUUGUUUGUUUCAGCUUAGGGACCAGCCAAUUAUGCAAGAUAUUUCUGAAGGGAGUUGAGCAAUGUUCCCAACUCUGGAAAAGGAGAGCUCCGAGACCUCGGGAUUAAUUUAUAUCUGAUAUGAAAGAGACCCGCUCGGAUGUGGGUGUCAAGGAUGCAACUUGGCCGCGUUAUGAUGCGCAGAAGGACCAACGGCGAAAUGGUGUGGUCGACCCUCCCUUGAUGAAGGGCUACUCGAUGCAAGGACGUUCCGUACGCAGGCCGGCCAGGGAGCACCCGUCAGAAUUGCGUUUAAACGUCCACACUUAAAUCGUCCCGCCUGCAGGGAAGUGAACAUUCUUGAAGGGCCUGCAGCAAAUGUUUGUAGGAGACAAAAUGACCUUUAUUUCCCUUAAGUCAGCCAAAAUGCGCACACACACACACACACACACGCACACGCACACGCACGUACGUACGGCUAUAUUUGCUGCUGAUUCAGACUUUUAAACGGUUAAUGGGGAAAAGCACGGCCACGAAAAAACAGAUAUGAGGGAAGCUCAGGUUCCUGCUUUUGUUACUUUUUUGAACAGCUCUCUUUUUGAUGAUACCCUACUCAGAGAUGGGAUUUUAACUACGUCUCGGCACAUCUUUGAGGCCACCUGAAAACCAAACGUGAACAUCUCUUGAAACCUGUUUUAAAAUGGGUGUCUCUUGAAACCCGUUACGACAACCAGUGAAGUCCACAGAUGCCUUUCAGGGACCUGGCAGCAGGGCCCGGCGCUGUGUGUCACCGGGCUCGUGGGUCUGGUCUGCUGCGGCCGGCCGGGGGCGGUGG